GGAGAAAAGAAAAAAAAGAAAAGAAAAGAAAAACUAAAAAAAUGAGUUUUUUAUAUAAAUAUUAUUUUUUACAGUCUUCCCUCUGCUAAAGUUUUAUUCACAAAAAAGAAAAAAGCAAAAAAAAAAAACCUCAGUCAUCACUUUCUCUCUUUCUCUCUCUGAGAAAAAAAAAAAACCGAAAACCCUAAGUUUCUCUCUAUCGAGUAAAUCCCCUUCUUCUCUCGCUGAAUCUGCUUGUCGUCUUCACGAUUUGUGGUUUUCGCGUGAGUUUCUAGGGUUUCAAUGGUGUGAAAUCGAGGCAUUAGGCUCAGAUAUUAAAGGAUCUGUUUCUGUAUAUUUAGGUACAUAAAACAUUUUUUGUUCAUAACAGAGAAAGAGAAACUAUGGCGGCAUCUGAUAAAGAGCUGGAGCUGCAGUUAAUGGAGGCUGGGAACAGGCUUGUUGAUCCUCCUUCGUCAGUUGAUGAGCUUAUCCAUCUCCUCGACCAAGUUGAGAAUUGUCUUAUAAGGGUGGAACAGUCACCUAGCCAAUCAAUGCAAAAUGCACUCUCUCCAUCACUCAAAGCAUUGGUUGCAGAGCAGCUUUUUAGACAUCCUGAUGAUGAUGUGAAAGUUGCAGUUGCUUCUUGCGUCAGUGAGAUAACAAGGAUAACUGCACCAGAUGCUCCUUAUGAAGAUGACCAAAUGAAGGAGGUCUUUCAACUGAUUGUGUCAUCGUUUGAAAAUCUAUCUGACAAAUCCAGCCGCUCAUUCAUUAAGAGGACCUCAAUUCUUGAAACUGUCGCGAAAGUAAGAUCAUGUGUGGUGAUGUUGGAUCUUGAAUGCGAUGCUCUUAUCAUUGAGAUGUUCCAGCAUUUCCUUAAGGCAAUAAGGGAUUAUCAUGCAGAGGCUGUCUUUACAUCUAUGGUGACUAUUAUGACCCUUGUAUUGGAAGAAAGCGAAGACAUCUCUACGGAGCUGCUCUCCCCAGUCUUAGCUUGUGUAAAGAAGGAUAAUGAGGAAGUUCUUCCUGUUGCUCGGAGGUUGGCAGAGAGAGUGCUUGAAAGCUGUGCAUCAAAGCUGAAACCUUACCUAACUCAAGCUGUGGAGAACUUAGGCAUUUCUUUUGAUGAUUAUAGUAGUGUAGUUUCUUCUAUAUGCCAAGCGACACCUGUUGCUGUGGAGCAGAAUGAUGCUGCCACUGAUAAACAUGUGGAUGGUGAGAGCAAACCAGCAGAAGCACCUUUGGAUGAGGCAGCCCAGGAGGAUAAAGAGACACCUAAAGAAGCAGGUUCAACUGAACAAGUUGAUGUUGCAAAUGACAAAUCUCCCAAGUCAGUUGUUAGCAAUGGCAUUGUGCAAACUGCUGAAGAUGACUCAUUGGCUGAUUCGAACUCCUUAAAGAAGCAAGAGGUUGACCAUCUUGCUGAUAAGUCCAAAAAUGCUGAUAUAUCAAGUGUUGCUGAACCUGAUAGAUUGGAAGCUGAGAAAGUUGUCAAUUCAGAUUCCAAGUCAGAGCAAAGUACACAGGAAAAAGGGAGUAAAUCUGACUUGAAAUCAACAGAACCUUCUGACAGCUCUCAUGUUGAUGAGAAGGAACCCGAAACUUUAACAGACCAUAAAAAUGAAGUCAAGGAUGACGCUGGUUCACAUCAUGAUGAUCCAUCUGUUGAUGGGGCUGUAUCCUCAGAAAAUAAGAGAGAGACAAGUGUUCAGCCUUCCUCACCAAAAGCAGCUGAGAAUGAAUCAACUGAUGUUGCCUCCCCAACACCAAGUGGGACUAUACCUGAUGAGAGUCAUUCCAAAAAGGCUGCACAGCCAAAAAAGAAAGAGAGCUUGAACAAGGAGACCACACCUUCUGUUGAUGAUGUCUCUAAGAAGGCAUCUGAAGGGACAAGUGAUUCAGAAGCAAAAACAAACAAACGUUCAGGGAAAAAGGUUUCUACUGUGGUUUCCAAUGAGGAUAAUGCUCCAGCUGAUGUAGAUGAAACUAAGACAGAAAGUGGCACCGCAAGUGAUUCAGAGGCAAAAUCACUGAAGCAGUUGUCAAAGAAGGUAGAUGCUAACAGUAAUGCAGAUGGAUCGUCUUUAAAGCAACUGGAGGAUAAGAAAAGGCGAGCUCGGAGGAAACUUGUUUCCGAGAAGGAUGGAACCAAAACUUCAACCAAGAAUGAUGAUGAGGAAAAGGUUGCUUCUCAAAAGUCAGUCAAGCCUAACAAAGAUGAUUCUCUCAUGGAGGAGACCCCUAAGACAAAUUCCAAGAGAAAGCAUACUCCAAGUAAAGACAAAGCAUCUGGUUCUAUAGAAUAUGAUGAGAACCUGGUGGGCUCAAAGGUGAAGGUCUGGUGGCCCAAAGACCGUGCAUUCUAUGAAGGAAUUAUUCAUUCAUUUGAUUCGGUUAAAAAGAAGCACAAGGUGCUCUAUAAUGAUGGUGAUCAAGAAAUUUUAAAUCUUAAAAGAGAAAAGUGGGAGUUCAUUGAAGAUGAGUCUGGGUCAGAUGAGGAAGAAGCAGCUGAUCAUCCAAGUCCUGAUGGUUCAUCUGAAAUGCCUCAAAAGAAGAAAGCGAAAUCAUCUGAUCAGCCAACCAAGAAAAUUAAGAUGGAUGAUUCAACAAAAAGGGUUGGAGGAGCUUCUUCUGGAAAACCAAAGGGUGCUGCCGCAAAAUCUGGUCGCAAAAUGAAGGAAGAGAGUAAAGUGGAUGGCAAAUCCAAAGAUGGCUCCAAGAGUGUCAGUAAACCAGAGAAUGACAAUGCCAAAGCCAAGGAUCAAACCCCCAAAAGCUUUAGUAAAUCAGGUGACCUUGUUUUAAAAUUAGGAAACAAAUCCAAGAAAGAGGACAGUGGUGACACACCCAAGUCUACCAAAUCCAAGGAUGAUGGCGGUGUUACACCAAAAGCUUCAACCAAGUCAAAGCCGGACUCUUCAAAGGCAACCAAGUCCAAGCAAGAAACCCCCAAGAUUUCCUCCAGUUCUAAGGGUAAGCCUCUGAAAAGCGGUGGCAAAUCUAAUAAUGCUAAUGGUACUGGGAAGUCAAAAUCUGGUUCAUCAAAGGUGAAGGAAAGUGAGAGCCUGAAGGAGAACUCAACCGAUUCAGCUAAGGUGUUGGAAAGUGCAAAGCGUAAAGUGCCAAGUUCGUCCAAGGCACAGGGAAGCGACUCCAAGUCUGGAAAAAAGCAGCGGCGAAGAUGAGCUACAAAGUCACCUCAACCUGCAUUGUCCUUUGUGCAAAAUGUGGAGCUUGGCAUAAUCUUUAAUAUUUGUUGCAGCCUUCUUAGAUGUUCACAGGUGCUGCGUUCCCAUCUAGCCAUGCAUUUGGUAGUUGUUAGGUUUAUGGCUAGCAAAUAUUCAACAGUUACUGUAGUCUAUAGUGCUUUUAGGCCUUUUCCCGUUAUUUAAGGUGCAGCAGUAGGAUUACAUUGGGUUAGCCUUUUUGCCCUAACUAAGAAGAGUUGCGUCUAUAGAUAAUGUAAUAGAUUUACAAACUUUGUCGCAGCAGUGGUGGCUUAUCUCCUGUUCAAUCCCGUCGUGUAUAUUUUAGUUUCCA
Theobroma cacao (cacao) is the source of this 3522-nucleotide messenger RNA. Its product is annotated as transcriptional regulator. Gene Ontology annotation, biological process: mitotic sister chromatid cohesion; DNA repair. The record is from RefSeq and is a predicted model, not a curated record. Gene Ontology annotation, cellular component: nucleus; chromatin. NCBI's taxonomy places the organism in Eukaryota, Viridiplantae, Streptophyta, Magnoliopsida, Malvales, Malvaceae.